This is a messenger RNA of Lottia gigantea (owl limpet), 1704 nucleotides long. RefSeq lists its product as hypothetical. Bases 1 to 1704 code for a protein of 567 amino acids. The record is from RefSeq and is a predicted model, not a curated record. Lineage: Eukaryota; Metazoa; Mollusca; Gastropoda; Lottiidae. The transcript has 3 exons.
AUGGCGGGUUUUCUUUCUGUACAUGAGCGUGUGCCUCUUUAUUCCGUUAAAAAGUCGACUGUAUUGCUUCCCGAUGUUUGUUCAUCACCUCCUUUAAACAUUCUUAUAUUUGGUUCUUCAUAUAUAAAACGGUUAGCGGUUUAUUUAUCGCAUUUUAAUCAUGUUAAUUUGGAUUUGCAUCGGCGUGUGUGUCGAGUAACUUGCUGGGGACAUGGCGGUCUGUUAGUCCGCAAUGAUCCGCACGGAAGACUGUCCGUCACGAACUCGAGAUUUUCAGAAAUGGAUAUAAUUAUGCUCCAUCUAGGAUCGAAUGAUUUAUGCGACAUUUUAUCACUUCCGUCGGUUAUAGCUCGGGAUUUCUUUGACUUCGCUAAAGAUGUGAUGUGUGUUUGGCAUCCCAAGUUAGUUAUAAUAAGCCAACUUUUGCCCAGGCAGUGUGAACCUUAUAACGGCUAUAAUGCCAAGAUUUUGGCUACCAAUAUGGAGUUAAAGGCUCUUUGUUUUUCUGAGAGGGUGAUGUCUAAACGUGGAUCGAAGCGCCCAUUAGAUGAGGGUAGUGGUGAGCCGUCAACAUCUGGAUCAUGUCCCAUGUCAACGGCUGAAGACAGAUUGACCGAAAUUUUGAUUAAAAAAUUGAUUGAUAGAGGUUUGGUUAGUUCCAUCCCUACACCUACUCCACAUUCAACUGCCUCUGCUUCAACUACCUCAACUUCAGCUUCUGAAUUUACUGCCUCUACUUCAACUUCAACUGCCUCUACUCCUGGGACAUUUGUACCGUUAUCAACCACAUCGACUGGAAAUAAUCAAUCAGUGUUUUCUGUAAAUGCUGCGGCCUUGUUUCAACCUGCAGACAUUCUAGAUGCUAACAGUGCCAAGUCUGAUUUAGAGUCAGAUGUUGAACCUGUUCUCAAAAUCACCUCGUCUCAAAAGGCCAGAAUACUUAAUUUAGAACAAUGGCAACAUGCUUUUUCCAUAUUUAUGGACGUUUUGAUUCAAAAAUCACCUCAAUUGACCUCAAGCUUAUUGGUCUACCAAAAUUUGGUUACAGAGUUGGCCCGGCUCUAUGGAAUAAAAGCCAUGCAGUUUUACGAUACACAGUUUAGGAUGAAUAGGCAAUCUUGUCCUCAUCCUUGGAAUCAAAUCUAUGCAGAUUACUGGCUAAGGGCUACCACUUUGUAUGGUACAUCUUCAGUUAAUCAAUCUAAAACUACCAAGAAUACCAAAACUUCUAAAAGUAAUGGUAAUACUUGCUGGGGUUUUAAUUCCCAGUCUGGAUGCAAGCGCACUUCGUGUCGUUUUGCUCAUGUUUGUUCACGUUGUGGAUACACUCAUCCAGCUAUUAACUGUUAUGCUAAAGUACGUAAGAAUACUCAAAAUCAAUCUGAUAGGACUCCACCUUCAGUGGACUAUAAUAAUCAGACUCUAACGUCAGCCAUGUACCCUCCUGCCGUGUCUAAUCUUUCGGAUUCAAUUGUUGCUCCUCCAGCAAACCAGCCAGUUGCAUCUGGUUCUAAUGCUGGAGCAAAGACACCUAAUGCGCAAUCUUCACGCUAUAUUUUUCGUAAAGCAAGUCCAUCCUCAAGCAGAAGUGCCGAAGUGGUUAUGAUCCAAUACAACGUCAAUAUCUUUAUUCUGGUUUCACUGAGGGUUUUAAAAUUCCGUAUUCUGGAGAGCGAACAUUCGAAAUUAUUCGUCGUGUUGUGA